CAUGUUGAAAAACAAAUAUAUCCCUUUUACACCACAUCCGUUUAACAACAUUAUAAAUACUGAUAGUUUUAUGUUGUAUGAAAUGAUAAAAGUAAAACAUAGGAUAUAUCAGAUCUCGGGGAAACUGACAAAAGCAGAUGGCAGAACCAGUAACAGCUCAACCACAACCAAUUGAGGGAACUCUGUUAGUGUCUCCAGUUCAAGGUCAUCGUAAAUGGACUACUGGGCUGUUCGACUGUUUUACUGAUUGCAAGACAUGUGUGAUUUCCUACUUAUGUCUCCCAUGUAUGGUGUGUAAUAUUGCUGUAAAACUUGGUGAUGGCGCCUGUAUGCCAUAUGUGGUUCCUGGUUCUACUAUUGCAAUGAGAACAAGACUCAGAACGCUUGGAGGUAUCCAGGGUACAAUAUGCAAUGACUGUCUGGUAAUGUCAUUUUGUGAACCAUGUGCUAUCUGUCAGAUGUCAAGAGAGAUCAACAACAUGGGCAUAAAAUAACAUACCAAACAUAGUAAAUACAUGGAUAUUAACACCCGUGGUUUUAGUAAAACUUAUCUGUAUUUAAAAUAGCUUUUCUGAAUUUUAGACAUUUGAUUUGGCAGCAGUUUCAGUAACACAUAUGGGUUUGGAAUUUUCUUGACCAAUUAAAGACUUUAUACAAUGUU
This is a messenger RNA of Mytilus trossulus (common blue mussel), 661 nucleotides long. RefSeq names its product cornifelin homolog B-like. The record is from RefSeq and is a predicted model, not a curated record. Lineage: Eukaryota; Metazoa; Mollusca; Bivalvia; Mytilida; Mytilidae. The transcript has 4 exons. Bases 138 to 494 code for a protein of 118 amino acids.